Molecule: messenger RNA, 4378 nt
Organism: Trifolium pratense (red clover)
Lineage: Eukaryota; Viridiplantae; Streptophyta; Magnoliopsida; Fabales; Fabaceae
Product: cellulose synthase-like protein D3
Exons: 4
Coding region: 760-4188 (1142 amino acids)
Biological process (GO): cellulose biosynthetic process; plant-type primary cell wall biogenesis
Cellular component (GO): plasma membrane; trans-Golgi network
Molecular function (GO): cellulose synthase (UDP-forming) activity; mannan synthase activity
Source: RefSeq, a predicted model, not a curated record
UAAGAUAAACUCGUUCGUUCUCUGUCUGUUUUUUCCGUGUCUUGCAAAGGUGACAGUUGUAUGUUACUCGUUCGUAUGAGACCACUUCUUAUAAAACACACUACAUACUCAUUCAACCCUUUCUCAUUUUCAACACACUACUAUCUUUUCAAGAACUAGUCAUGUUUUUUUCUUAUCAUAGAUACAUACAUACAUAGAUCUCAAACUCACUUUUUCAAUUAUCUUUCAAUAAUCAAACCGGUAAGCUUAACUUAACUAAACCCUUUUUCUUAAUCAUGCUUUAUUUUCGUGGGCUCUUUUCAAAUUUUCAUUUUUAUUUUCUCAUUAACAUUUUCUGAUAGUGAUAUAGCUUUCUUACGUAUAUGAUUAAUUGCCGAUAAUCACGGCGAGAAAAAAGUGAUUUUUUUCCAUGGAUUUUUUUGUGGGGCUUUAUAUUUUGAAGCAAUGUAGGGAAGUCAAAAAGGGUAUUGCUUUUUCAACUAAAGCACAAAUUUUGUGUUUUUUUUUUUUUUGUGUGUGUUUUUUUUUCUCUACUUUGUUCUUAUCGGUGGUGACCAAGAGUCAACAAGUAUGAAGAAUUGAAUUUUUUUUCAUUUGAAUAAGAUCCUUCUGUGAACUAUUCUAGUUGAUUUUGUAGCUAAGGAAUUUUGAAAAUGGAAAAUAAUAGUUUUGGAUCUUGUACUGUCUAUUAGUUGAGUGUUUGCAUCUGUGUUGUUCUGAUUCAGGAUAUUAAUUUAGGAUCAAUCUUUGACCUAAAAUAUGACAUCCAAAUCGUUCAAACAAAGCAGAUCGUCCCUGUCAGCAAUGUCUGAUGCAUCUGAAACACAAAAGCCUCCUUUACCUCCAACUGUAACAUUUGGCCGAAGAACUUCCUCGGGUCGAUACAUCAGUUACUCCAGAGAUGAUCUUGAUAGUGAGCUAGGAAGUAAUGACUACAUGAAUUAUACAGUGCAUUUACCACCAACUCCCGAUAACCAACCUAUGGAUACGACAAUCACACAGAAAGUUGAGGAGCAGUAUGUGUCAAGUUCACUAUUCACAGGAGGGUUCAACAGCAUUACUCGAGCACAUCUAAUGGAUAAGGUGACCGAGUCUGAAGCAAACCAUCCACAGAUGGCUGGUGUAAAAGGGUCUUCAUGUGGUGUUCCUGGUUGUGAUUCUAAGGUGAUGAGUGAUGAACGUGGUAUGGAUAUUCUUCCUUGUGAGUGUGAUUAUAAGAUAUGUAGAGAUUGCUAUAUAGAUGCGGUGAAAACAGGAGAUGGAAUGUGCCCCGGAUGCAAAGAGCCAUAUAAGAACACAGAACUUGAUGAACUGGCUGUGGAUAAUGGAAUGCCACUUCCACUUCCUGCACCAGGUGGGAUGUCUAAAUUAGAGAGGAGAUUGUCCUUGAUGAAGUCAACAAAGUCAGCGUUGAUGAGAAGUCAAACUGGAGAUUUUGAUCACAAUCGUUGGCUCUUUGAGACAAAGGGUACCUAUGGUUAUGGCAAUGCUAUAUGGCCAAAAGAAGGGAAUUUUGGAAGUGGAAAAGAUGAUGAUGUUGCUGAGCCAACUGAGUUGAUGGGCAGACCAUGGAGGCCACUUACACGGAAAUUGAAGAUACCUGCAGCCGUUCUCAGCCCAUAUCGGCUCAUCAUUUUCAUUCGUAUGGUUGCUCUUGGACUGUUCCUGCAUUGGAGGAUCACGCAUAAAAAUACUGAUGCAAUCUGGUUAUGGGGCAUGUCUAUAGUUUGUGAAUUAUGGUUUGCUUUCUCUUGGCUUCUUGAUCAAUUGCCCAAGCUAUGCCCAAUAAAUCGUUCUACAGAUCUUAACGUUCUGAAGGAAAAAUUUGAAACGCCAACACUUAAAAAUCCUACAGGAAAGUCUGAUCUGCCAGGCAUAGAUGUCUUUGUCUCAACUGCUGAUCCUGAGAAAGAACCGCCGCUUGUCACAGCAAACACAAUCUUGUCUAUUUUAGCCGCUGAUUAUCCAGUUGAGAAGCUUGCAUGCUAUGUUUCUGAUGAUGGGGGUGCACUUUUAACUUUUGAGGCAAUGGCUGAAGCUGCCAGCUUUGCUAAUGUGUGGGUUCCAUUCUGCCGCAAACAUGAUAUAGAGCCUAGGAAUCCUGAAUCAUACUUCAACUUAAAGAGAGAUCCGUACAAAAACAAAGUGAAACCUGAUUUUGUGAAGGAUCGUAGAAGGCUGAAGCGUGAGUAUGACGAGUUCAAGGUCAGAAUUAAUGGUUUGCCUGACUCUAUCCGUCGCAGGUCAGAUGCUUUUCAUGCAAGAGAGGAAAUCAAGGCCAUGAAACUUCAAAGACAAAAUAGGGGAGAUGAACCUGUUGAGCCUAUAAAGGUUCCAAAAGCAACAUGGAUGGCUGAUGGAUCUCAUUGGCCAGGGACUUGGUUGAACACUUCAGCUGAGCACUUAAAGGGUGACCAUGCUGGCGUAAUUCAGGUGAUGUUGAAACCUCCAAGUGAUGAACCUCUUAUUGGAAGUGCUGAUGAUGCAAAGCUUAUUGACUUGACUGAUGUUGAUAUCCGUCUUCCCCUUCUUGUUUAUGUUUCUAGAGAGAAACGCCCAGGUUAUGAUCACAACAAAAAAGCCGGGGCCAUGAAUGCAUUAGUUAGAGCCUCAGCCGUCAUGUCAAAUGGUCCUUUUAUACUCAAUCUCGACUGUGACCACUACAUCUACAACUCCAAGGCAAUGAGGGAAGGUAUGUGCUUUAUGAUGGAUCGUGGCGGGGACCGCCUCUGCUAUGUUCAGUUCCCUCAAAGGUUUGAGGGGAUUGAUCCCUCUGAUAGAUAUGCUAAUCACAACACUGUCUUCUUUGAUGUUAACAUGAGAGCCCUUGAUGGAUUGCAAGGGCCAGUCUAUGUAGGAACUGGUUGUCUGUUUAGAAGGAUUGCUCUUUAUGGUUUUGACCCUCCACGCGCCAAAGAAGACCACGCAACUUUCUGUAGUUGUUGCUUUGGGCGUAAUAAGAAGAAGCAUGCCAACACCUCAGAAGAGAACCGGGCACUAAAGAUGGGUGAUUCUGAUGAUGAAGAGAUGAUGAAUCUUUCAUUCUUCCCUAAGAAAUUUGGGAACUCAAGUAUCCUUGUUGAUUCAAUUCCAGUGGCAGAGUUCCAAGGUAGGCCACUUGCUGAUCACCCUGCUGUGAAAAAUGGACGCCUUCCUGGUGCCCUCACCGGAGAACGUAAAGCUCUUGAAGCAUCGGCAGUGGCAGAAGCCAUCAGUGUGAUCUCAUGUUGGUAUGAGGAUAAGACCGAGUGGGGACAGCGUGUUGGAUGGAUCUAUGGAUCAGUUACUGAAGAUGUGGUCACUGGUUAUAGGAUGCAUAAUAGAGGAUGGAAAUCAGUUUACUGUGUGACCAAGCGUGAUGCCUUCCGCGGGACUGCUCCCAUCAAUCUAACUGAUAGGCUGCAUCAGGUUCUUAGAUGGGCUACUGGCUCAGUUGAGAUAUUCUUCUCUAGAAACAAUGCAAUUAUGGCCAGCCCGAGAAUGAAAUUUCUUCAAAGGAUUGCAUAUCUUAAUGUUGGAAUUUAUCCAUUCACUUCUUUUUUUCUUAUCGUCUAUUGCUUCCUUCCUGCACUCUCCCUCUUCUCAGGACAGUUCAUUGUUCAAACACUCAAUGUCACUUUCCUUGCUUACCUCUUGGCUAUUACCGUGACUUUAUGCAUUCUUGCCGUGCUUGAGAUUAAAUGGUCAGGAAUUGAGCUGGAAGAAUGGUGGAGAAAUGAACAGUUUUGGUUGAUUGGAGGUACUAGUGCACAUCUAGCUGCCGUGCUUCAAGGUUUACUAAAAGUCGUAGCAGGUAUUGAAAUCUCAUUCACCUUGACUUCAAAAUCUGGCGGUGAUGAUAUAGACGACGAGUUUGCUGAUCUGUAUAUUGUCAAAUGGUCAUCGCUUAUGAUACCGCCAAUCACAAUCAUGAUGGUUAACUUAAUAGCAAUAGCUGUUGGAGUUAGCAGAACCAUAUACAGUACCAUACCGCAGUGGAGUCGUUUACUAGGUGGUGUUUUCUUCAGCUUUUGGGUCUUGGCUCAUCUCUACCCUUUUGCAAAAGGUUUGAUGGGAAGAAGAGGGAGGACACCUACCAUUGUUUUUGUAUGGUCAGGUCUAAUAGCAAUCAUAAUAUCGCUCCUUUGGGUGGCUAUCAAUCCACCAGCCGGUACCGACCAAAUUGGUGGUUCAUUCCAGUUCCCGUGAUGAUAGUUCAUUCUUUUUGUCAGAUUAUUACAAUUUUCCUAUGGAGUUUAUAAUUCUUUUUUACUCUUGAUUCAACAUCUCAGCGAUAACAGUGAAUGGACUUGAAUUACAAUGUUUAGUUUGCUUGUGAAUUUUAUUCCGAAAGUUGUUUGAUGGUGAUAUUGUGGAAGGAAUAUUAUUAACUUGCUGA